GAAUAUUUCGACCCUUGGCCGCCACCACCACCCCGGACCGAUCACAGCCCAGAGUUGUUGUGCACCUCACCUUCAAAUUUCAUACGGUCUUUUCAUAUCAAAGGAGGGUCAUAAUGGAGCGCCGAACCUACGAAAGUCCUAUGGAAUGGGAGUACCAAGAUCGAGGUCCUCUGGAUGCAACUAGCCCAUUUUCUCAUGUUGCAAAGAACAACACUCAGAACAGCUUCAGCUCGCCCAACAAAUUUGCAAGUUCCAAGCCGAAUCCCUUCUCCAGCCCUUCCAAACCGACCCUAUUCGCGGGCACCCCUUCGAAGCGCCCUCCACCCCCACCGCAGAUCUCUCUCUUCUCCCCCAGCAUACAGAGCAGCAACACAGCGUCGGCGUUCCGAAACCCGGCCUUUACUACCCCACGCAAACCGUUCGACGAGAGUUUAAUGUCGGAAGCUUCAGGCGCAGAAACGAGUCCCGCUCUGACGGAAAAUUCGGAACUCCCAGAUGACACUCCUGACGUUGACCGAUACGGAGACACAAGCAUGGGUACCGUUACUCCUUCUAAAGUCGACAAAAGCUUUCGCUACGGCAAGGCCGGUCUCCAGUCAUUGAAGCGUCAUGCACCAGGCAGGGGAGAGAUACCCAGGAGUGCACGAGAAUACCCCGCUAUAAGGAAGCGGAAGCGACACAACCUGGACAAAGACGUCGGAAGUGUACGGUAUCACGCCUCACAGGAUUGGGAUGACUCGCAGGACGACUCGGACGAUUACGGAUCUCGCUUGGCGGCUGCUCGCGGCGCUAAGGGUAGUAAGAAGAGGAAGAACGGUCGCGGCUGGAUCAGCAACCUAUUCCACACUCUGGAGGAACACCCGAACGCACCAGAGAACCUCUACCGCUGGAUCCAGCUUCUCGUCAAUUGCAUCAUUGUCUCGGCCUUUGUCUUCUUCUGCUGGUCCAUCUUAGAUACGGUUCGGUCGGAUAUCCGGACCGCCAACGACGCGGCUCGUUUAGAAAUCGAGAACAGGAUGGCCGAAUGCCAAACAGAAUACCGGCUGAACGAAUGCGCCAAAAAGGACCGGCCAGCGUUGAAAGCAAUGUGCGACGAGUGGGCUGAGUGCAUGAUCCAGGACCCCUCUGCGAUCAUGAGAGUUCGAGUCACCGUCAAGCAAAUCGCGGAAAUCAUGAACGAGUUCGCUGGUGCCAUGCAAAUCAAGGCCUGGGUGUUCUUCUUCGGCAUCCUUCUCUUGUGUAUCGUCGCCAAUAAUCUGACGCUGGGUCGCAUGGCGAACAAUGCCGGCCCCACUCACCCGGCACCGUCGCACCGCGCUGCGUCUGGGCCCGCUCCAGAACCGUCGGUGAUCCCGGAACCAUCUCAGGCGUACAUGUGGGUUCCAAUUCAAACACCGUCGCACCGCCGUCACAUUCAAUAUGACAACGACGACACCGAUACGGACGCAUCGCCGCCGAAAAUGAAGUCGAUCAUGCCGCCUCGCACGCCAUCUGGACGUCGUAGUCCAAGUAAGAGCGAUCGGGAUCGAUUGCGGAGCCCGACUAAGUAUGGAGGACUCAGCCCCAUCAAGGGUUACUAAGAGCGAGCAGAGAGUUUUCUCCUCGUAUCUUUUUCUUCUCCGUGUCGUUAUUCAUACUCUCAGGCAGGAACCAAGGGUUGGGAGGUUAUACAUGCAUGGUAUGGGAGUUGCGAGGCUCAGUUGUAUAAUACAUGGUUUUAGGGACAAGAUUUUAGGCAGAUGCGGUGUCAUCUGGAGACUUUGAGCCAAGUCGCUUUCUUGGGUGGGUCAGGAAACAAAAAGCAAAGGUGCGGCACUCACUGGGUACAGAGGGAGAAUGAUAUCUGCCCUUGAUAUCCACCCUCACGAUAUUGAAAUGUUCAAUUGUCAAUCGUUGUUGA
This is a messenger RNA of Colletotrichum destructivum, 1900 nucleotides long. RefSeq names its product Putative nucleus export protein Brl1/Brr6. The transcript is spliced from 3 exons. The coding region runs from base 114 to 1580 and encodes 488 amino acids. Lineage: Eukaryota; Fungi; Ascomycota; Sordariomycetes; Glomerellales; Glomerellaceae. The record is from RefSeq and is a predicted model, not a curated record. Gene Ontology annotation, cellular component: nuclear envelope; nuclear membrane. Gene Ontology annotation, biological process: lipid homeostasis; nuclear envelope organization.